AUGCUAUUUCCUACCUAUUCUAUAUUUGGUCGUCAUCAUUUUAUUCGUAAAGAUGAAAAUAGUGAAUUUAAAAUUGAUAGUAUUGGUGAAAAAGAAAAAGAAAAAGAACGAUUAUUAAAAGAUUUGAGUGCAGGACAUCGUUGGUACAAUUAUUUUAUUGAAGAAAAAUUGAUUCCUAAUCAAUUAAAUUUUAUUUUUCGUGAAUUUAUGGAACAUGGAUGUUAUCCGUUCAGUAUUAAUCAACUGUUUAAUGAAGAAGCUACGCUACGUUUAAGUAUAAACACAUCAGAAAAACAGCAAUUACUUCGAAUACAAGAAGAUCGAAAUCAUCGAAAGAAGUCUAAUUGGACUUCUGAUUCGAUUCCUCAUUUGAGUGCUAUUAUGAAUGAUAAUGUUGUAAGUAGUUUAUCUCGUAUUCACUUUCAAGGAUUUUUGGUAGAUUUUAUCAUAUCUGUCGAAUUACCGAUUGAAUUGAUAAAACCUGGACAGACAAAUAUAAAAAAACCAAUCUUAUCUCAAGAUAAACCAGAUGAGUGUUCGAUUUCAUGUUUCAAUUCAGAGUUGUCUAUGAAUUUUCUUAAAACAAAAUGUUGGUUUGAAGUUAAGGUUAAAACUUAUUUCGGUCAAUUUAAUGUACAAGUAGUAAUUAUUGCUAAUUUCGAUGCAACAAUACCCUCAGUUUAUCAACUUGAUCCAAUAUCAACUAUAUUUCGAGCUUUUGUUGAAUUCAUAUUGGAUGCAAAUUCUUUUGAACAGAUUGAUUCAUCAUUGACUCAUUGCUUUUCUUCAUUUCUCAGCACACUUGAGAGAAUCGAUUCAAACAAAUUCGAUACAUUACUAGCUCGAUAUUUUGCUGAAAUGCAAUCUCGUAAUUUAUCUACUGAAACUUACAAAGAAAUACAAAAUUUACCUUUACCGAAAAGAAGCGAUAAAUUGGAAACGUACUUUAAACCAAGGUUGGCUUCAUUAAAACAAAUAACUGAAGAAAAUAAAAAUUCUGAAAAAGGAGAACAUGCUUUGUAUAUAUAUAAUGCUCUAAAGUACGAAAUUGAUGGUCAAAAUAAACAAUCAUCAAUCAAUAACAACAAUUCGACUGUAGAGUAUAAGUUAGUACCUUUAUAUUUAAAAUUUAGUCAGCUUCAGAACUAUUUGAAUAUCUUACAUAAAGAUCCUGGAAUUGAUAGUGUUAGAGAAAAUCUUAAAGUUUUAAUGGCAUCCAUUUUCUAUGUUAUGAUUAAACUAAGACGAUUAGAAUCUAUCGAACUUAUUCCAGUCAUUGAAAAACUAAAUGUAGAUUUGCUAGAAUGCUGCAUAUUAUUAAGAAUUGCAGAUAUUCUAGAUGUGAAAGAUUGGGCAGUAGGAGUUGUUAUGGGUCUUUGUGCCAUGAAGACUACCGUACAUUGUGUUGUACCUGAUUACAGAAUAUGUAUACAAUCAUUAUUAAAAGUUGCUGUUGCACUAUUAAAAUCAACCGGUGAAGACAUCGACAAAGAUACAAGUGAAUGGAAUAUAUUAAAUCGAAUAGCCGAAUGUCAAUGCGUUUGGGAUAAAGUCAUUGAAAAACAACCAUUAAAACGUAUUCCUCGUGAAAAUCGAUGUCAUAUCAUCGAUGUUAUUGAAAUUUGUUGUCAAUUGUGUAACAUGAGAGAAAUAUUAGCUCAAAAACCACCAAAAGUUGUCAUAACAGGUCUAUCACAAACAGGAAAAUCAACAUUAUUUCAAUAUCUUACAGGACGAGAAUUAAGAGAAAUUCGCGAUAUUAGUAAUUUCAAUACUCGAAUAUCAGUUCAAUCUCAAGCUUUUAUUAAACUAAACGAUAAAACAAAUGAUAACACUAUUAGUGAUGAUUCAGUACUACCAAUUGAUCUUGUUGAUAGUCCUGGAUAUGAUGAUGCAACUGAACAAGCUGACAAUUUAUUAGGUAUGUCUUUCAAUGGGGCUAAUCUAUGUAUCGUAGUUACAACAUUAACAAAUAUUAAUCAAAUACAUACAAUAUCAUUAUUAAAUAAAAUUUUAAAUUCUACAAAAGUCAAAAUAUUAGUUUUAAUUAAUCAAGUUGAUAUUCGAUUAAUGAAAAAAUGGGAAGAAGUUAAAAGGCAAUCAUCUUACAAAAAGAAAGAUAGUGAUGAAGAUUCAGAUAUCGAUGAAACAAACCAAGAAUUCAAUCGAUGUCAGAUAUUAGAUCAAAUGAUAGAACGUCCUCGAAAAGAAUUAAUUCAAGGAUUAACGAUUGCUGCAGAAGUAAUCAAAACUCGUGUAACAUUUCAAACAGUUAUUUUAAAAGGUUUUAAUGACUUUGACAAGAAACUUAUUAAAUAUAAUAAUCAAUAUAAAUAUGAUGGCUUUCGUGAUAAAGUACACAAAUCAAAUGUUCAAAAAUGGAUUAAACAGAAUCUAAUUAACUUGAUAAGUUCUCAUCAAUCUUCAUAA
Molecule: messenger RNA, 2430 nt
Organism: Rotaria sp. Silwood1
Lineage: Eukaryota; Metazoa; Rotifera; Eurotatoria; Philodinida; Philodinidae
Source: the annotation of a GenBank genome assembly